This is a messenger RNA of Aspergillus lentulus, 474 nucleotides long. RefSeq lists its product as uncharacterized. The record is from RefSeq and is a predicted model, not a curated record. NCBI's taxonomy places the organism in Eukaryota, Fungi, Ascomycota, Eurotiomycetes, Eurotiales, Aspergillaceae.
AUGUUCCAGAUUUUUCUGGAUGGUAACGUCCUUCCCUGGCCCGUUUCGAUCGCUGAUCCCAGAAGCUCACACAUCUCCGGAUCGCCACCAGCUUCCCAGGACUUCUGGAUCGUGUUCAUGGGCCGUCAACAGUGGGCUAUUAAUACCGUUGGACAUUUGAUAUUUGAUGGCCUCCGGACCUUCGGCUGGUGGGGUUUCAAACUCGAGCAGCUGGGUAUUCUCAAGGCGGAGGAUAUCCCAAAAGUGGCCGCCACGCACUCCAUACAGGGCAAGGAGUCGCAGCUUGUCAUCUAUGAUUGGGUCAUCUCGGCGCCGGCAAGAUGUCAGAUCUUGGGUUCACGGUGGAUGAUCACCGCGGAAUGUGGACUCGCUCGGGUCACUGAAGCCAUGCUAGAGUUGCUUUUGUGGCUGAACGGCCGUGGUGAUUUUCAACAGGUGUACACCUUGGCUGGAGUGAUAUUAUCGCGCUCUUAG